Messenger RNA from Mauremys reevesii (Reeves's turtle), 1730 nucleotides. RefSeq names its product WD repeat domain 41 (gene WDR41). The record is from RefSeq and is a predicted model, not a curated record. The transcript is spliced from 13 exons. Gene Ontology annotation, molecular function: protein binding. Bases 183 to 1562 code for a protein of 459 amino acids. NCBI's taxonomy places the organism in Eukaryota, Metazoa, Chordata, Testudines, Geoemydidae. Gene Ontology annotation, biological process: regulation of autophagy. Gene Ontology annotation, cellular component: lysosomal membrane.
AGGACUUUUCCCAAGCUCGAGCUGGUGCCGCAGGGCGGCGCGCGCGGAAGCCGCUUUGCUCCUAGGCGCUGCCAGUCCCGUGUACGGGAGGCAGCGAGGGACAAAAUUCAAGCUUCAGGGGCUGUUCGGGCGAGGUGCCCCUCCCCACGCGCUGAUUUUAUUCCGGCCUGGCUGGACUCCCGAUGCUGCGAUGGCUGAUGGGAGGCGGCCGGGAGCCGCAGGGACUCUCCGAGAAAUCGUCCGUGCAGAGCUUAGGUGAAGAACAAAUACAGAAUCCCUACACUGAGCUCCUUGUACUGAAAGGUCAUCAUGAUAUAGUGAGAUUUCUAGUACAAAUAGAUGAUUGCAGAUUUGCAUCUGCAGGAGAUGAUGGAAUUGUAUUUCUGUGGAAUGCUCAGACUGGAGAAAAGUUAUUUGAGCUACAUGGACACACGCACAAAAUUACAGCUAUUGCAGCAUUUCCUUCAUCUGGUGCUUGUGAAGAAAAAAACCAUUUGAUCUUAACGGCAUCUGCUGAUAGGACAGUUAUUGUUUGGGAUUGCAAUAGUGGCAGGGAAGUUCAGAAAGUGUCAUGCUUUCAUUCCACUGUAAAGUGUUUGACAGUUCUUCAAAGACUGGAUGUAUGGUUAUCUGGAGGGAGUGAUCUAUGUGUUUGGAACAGAAAAUUAGAUCUCUUGUGUAAGACCAGUCAUCUCACUGAUGCAGAUAUCAGUGCUUUGGUUGAAUUGCCUAAAAACUGUGUUGCAGCAGCUGUUGGCAAAGAGUUGAUAAUUUUUAGGUUGGUAGUUUCCACAGAGGGAUCUGAAGGUUGGGAUGUCCUUGAAGUAAAACGCCUGGCUGACCAUCAAGAUAAUAUCCUCUCGUUGGUCAGUGUCAAUGAUUUGACUUUUGUGACCGGCUCCCAUGUGGGUGAGCUGAUUGUCUGGGAUGCAUUGGAUUGGAUAAGUCAAGUCUGCGACUGCAGCACAUGGGACCCCUCUUUCCACACAGUCACACAACAGGAAAUUAAAUUAUCACAAAACCAAAAUGAAGUUUCAAUUCAGCAUUUAACAUCUGAUGCGGAGUGUGUGUUUGUUGCUGUUGGGAAGGGCAUAUAUGUCUAUAACCUUCAAAUGAAGCGUGUGAUUGCCUGCCAGAGAACUGCUCAUGACUCCAUUGUAUUGCACAUUGCAAAACUUCCAAACAGGCAGCUGGUAUCAUGCUCAGAAGAUGGCAGUGUUCGCAUUUGGGAGCUAGGUGAAAAGCAGCAGCUUCCAGCUGAGCCUGUUCCAACAGGGUUUCUCAACAUGUGGGGCUUUGGAAGGGCCAACAAACAUGCAAGCCAAACUGCUAAAAAGAUGCAAGAAAGCACAUCAUCAUAUUCCUUGGAGCUUAUUGGCGAUUUGAUUGGGCAUUCGUCAGCCGUGCAGAUGUUCCUGUACUUUAGUGAACUUGGCCUGGUGACAUGCUCUGCUGACCACCUUAUUAUUUUGUGGAAAGAUGGAGAAAGAGAAUCUAGACUGCGCAGUUUAACAUUAUUUCAGAAAUUAGAGCAAAAUGAUGAUUUGCAGCUUAGGUUCUAACUUGGUUGAAUAAGUGGUAGAUGUGCAUGAGCUGUGUAUAUGUUAGGUAUGUGUGUAAAGGAAAUUGAGCUAUUUGAAAAGUUUAAAUAUUGAAAACAACAUGUAUCGUUAUGCCUUCCCUUUUAAAUGCCAUACAAUAAAGGUGGUGUCUUUUCCCCUUUCUUUGAA